UCUCUCGCUCUCUCUCCGAAUAUAACCGACGGUUUCCGCGAAUGUGCGAGCUGCCUCCUUGCAAGCAGCCAUAAUUGGGAUUAUUCAGGAAUAAUUCGCCUAAUCCAGCCGCGUUGUUUUUCUUUUUCUUUUUCCAAAUCGUGACAUCGACAGCGUUCGGCGACGUGAAUCCCACCGUGACAUCGUUGGAUUUGUCAGAAAUGCAUUUGUUCUGUCACGCAGGCGUUUUUUUUUUUCUCCUUUUUUUUUUUUCCCAUUGUGGACUUUUAAAAUGUAGUCCACCUUUACUGGACCGCAACACAAAUACUGCAUAUUAAGAGUUCAGGGUAAAUCCAUCGCCCGUUUGGACUGAAAGAUGGGACAGAGAGACGGAUCGAGGCUGUUGUCUGUGUGGACUAAUUGCUCUGGUGCCACCAGCCAAUAUACAUGCCAAGACGAUUCAUUUAGGGGAUGCGCGAUCUCUUUUCCCCCCCUCUAUCUACCGUUUGUGGGUGGGUUAUUGUAAGCAUUGACAAUCUGACAUCAUUUGGAUAUAUGUGAACAGAACCAGAUUAUGGUUUUUCAUCGCGUCUGUUUCUAGCCUUGUGGAAAUCUAUCUUCGACGUGGUGCAACAUCAAAUCUGUUUUCUCCGAUGAUUUUCAGACACAAAUGAACACAUCCCUCUGUAUGAGACUGUAACAGGGUGGCGGUUUUCUGCAUAUCUCUUAAAUGUGCCAGAGUCCUCACCCUGGAUUGCUUGAUCAGCUGUUGAUAAUUUUUUUGUUGUUGGAUAUAGCCUCCGCCGUCUUAUGUUUUUUUGGCUAUAUGUUGCUGAAUUCCAUUUCCUCGCGAUGGAUUUAUGCAUAACAGGUGUUGUUUGAGCCCGAGAGCACAGCACGAGCAUGAGGCUUUAUGAUGUGUUUUUCUCUCGAUUCAACAAACAGUGAAACAAAGCGACUGGGAUCGUUUUCUGGUUUUUGCCUUGAGAGAAGAACAGAUCCAAAAGAAGAUGAGGGGAUGAAAGGUGGUGAGCUUGUGGACAAAGAGGCAAGAUGAAUCUGUCAUGUAGAAAAGAUCCUUACGGCCUCUCCUUGUAAAGACGAGGGAGCCGUGGGAGACGACGGCUGUAGGAGGAUCAGUAGUUUUUAUAAAAGGGCCGGGCCGAACCAGGCGGGCUCUCGUGGAAGGUAACAGAAUGGCUAACCAGAGCUUUGCCAUCGAUGGCCCUGGCAGUUUGUUGGCUGUGCUGGCUUCGCAGAGUGGAAUGGCAAGAGGUGGCCGCAGCAGCAGCAGCAGCGGCGGUGGUGACGGCAGCGGCAACGGUGGAGGAAUCUCUGCCACGGAUGUGUCUGCCUACUUUAAGCUGGUCUUCUUGGGUUUGAUCAUCUGUGUGAGCCUCGUCGGCAACCUCUUGGUCUCCCUGCUGGUCCUGCGAGACAGGACACUUCACAAGGCCUCCUACUUCUUUCUCCUGGACCUGUGCCUGGCAGAUGCAGUCCGCUCGGCCGCCUGCUUCCCCUUCGUGCUGGUUUCCGUCCACAACAGCUCGGCCUGGACUUACAGUGCCUUGAGUUGUAAAGUUGUGGCUUUUAUGGCGGUGCUGUUUUGUUUUCACGCUGCCUUCAUGCUGUUUUGCGUGGCUGUCACCCGCUACCUUGCCAUCGCCCACCACCGGUUCUACGCCAAGCGCAUGACCAUCUGGACCUGCGCCGCCAUCAUUUGCAUGGUGUGGACUCUGGCCGUUGCCAUGGCGUUCCCACCUGUCUUCGAUGUGGGGACAUACAAGUUCAUCCGUGAUGAGGAUCAGUGCAUUUUCGAACACCGCUACCUGAAGACCAACGACACCCUGGGCUUCAUGCUCAUGCUGGCUGUGGUGGUCCUGGCCACGCACGGCUUCUACGCCAAGCUGCUGCUGUUUGAGUACCGUCACCGCAAGAUGAAACCGGUCCAGCUCGUGCCGGCGAUCAGCCAGAAUUGGACCUUCCACGGUCCUGGGGCCACGGGUCAGGCUGCAGCUAACUGGAUUGCAGGGUUCGGUCGUGGCCCCAUGCCACCCACCCUGUUGGGCAUCAGGCAAAAUUUACACAAUCAACACCGGCGGCUGCUCGGGAUGGAAGAGGUGAGGUCAGAGAGGAGGCUGGGCAGGAUGUUCUACACCAUCACCCUGCUCUUCCUGGUCCUCUGGGCUCCUUACAUCGUGGCAUGCUUCUGGAGGGUGUUUGUCAAGUCCUGCAGCAUUCCUCACAGGUACCUCUCCAUCACUGUCUGGAUGAGCUUCGCCCAAGCCGGAGUCAACCCCAUCUUCUGUUUCCUGCUCAACGAGGACCUGAGGAAAGUGCUGAGAGCUCACCUGCCCAAUUACUGGAGGACUAAACAACACCUUCCCCAGGACGAGGCCUACUGCAUCAUGUGAUAAGAUAUAGGAGCUUAAUGAAGGGAAUGUUAUAUGUUUUAAAGGGAGAAUUUCGAGAGUAGAAGGGAUGUAACGCACCUUGGUUACGUGUCCGUUUUGUUGUUUUGCACAACAAAAUCAAUUCUUUGCCAACAAAUGCAGGCAUAGGCUUAUUAAGAAUGUUAUUUGAAUACAUGUGUCAGGUGCAGAGGAAACGCCCUGGUAACAGGGCAGUAAAGCCCUGGUAACACUUUAAUGGUUUGUAUUUCUGAUGAUGUACUGUAUGAUUAAUAAAUAGGAAAGAUCACAACUAUCACCACUCCAACUAAGUGUGACAGAUGCCAUUUUAAAAUAAUGUUGCCUUAUUUCAAUGGGACACGCCCCAGAGCUUUUAACUGAGAAUGAGUUUCUGUGUCACAUGAGGCACAAAACAGACACAAAGAGGGUUGAAAUCCUUGAAGAAAUGUGCCGCGGAAUGUGAAAAGAAAGUGUUGAUCAGAGCGUCACUAACUCUGAAACACAUCAAGGAACUUAAAGGGUCUGAAUGGAUUGAUAGACCACCCCGGACGCCUUUUCAUGUAAUUCAAAGAAGACUGCAGAAUAUCGAAUGGACCCAAUAACCUUGGAUAGAUUUAAAUAGCUGUUGUGAACCCGAGAAGCCCCUAACAUGCUUGAUUUUUUGGACUUGAUUUAGGGCGUGUCAGGUUUCUUUGUAUCAUAAAAAAAAAUGCCUGUUUUCCUUCAUUUGUAAGCUAUACAUGUUAAGCAGAUGACACUAUUUUGAAAUAUGACUUGAUUUCAUAUUGUACAGACUGUACAGGAAUGUAUAUUCCUGCUUGUGUGUUUUUAUAUAGAAUUCAUGUGUGUUUGUGGUGUGUGUGUGUGUGUGUGAGAGAGAGAGAGAGAGAGAGAGAGAAGAAGCAGCAGACAGAGCUGAGAGGAGAGGAGGGAGAAAGACGAGAGAAAUAAUGAUGAUAGAAUAGGUUCCAGUAAUAUUGAGUCAAUAUGAAAGCAGCCUCAUCUUGGAGUCUUCAUAUCAUGCUUUGGAUGAAAAUAUAGCCUUUAAAUGGAUUUCCUAGACUGAACAUGUAGUCGGAUUUGUUUAAAAUGUUAAGUACAGAUGGAUUAUAGAAAAAAGACGGUCAAAUAAUAAUUAGAAAACAACACUUGUGCAAUGUAAACAAGCCAAAGGAUUUAAAGACUUGAAAGAUGAUGUAAAUUACGUCGUUUUAAAAAAUCAUUAGCAAAUGAACAUUUGCAGAUGAUGGUCUUGGGAAUGUUUUUAAAGUACUGUUACCUCGAAUGUUACCAGGCUCUCUUAUAAUUCCCUCCCAACAUUAAUGUCCCCAUUUGAGUGUCCUGGAUCACAGGAAGUUCAAAAUCCAAACGUCUUCAGGCUGGACCACAGAGAUGUUUGGUGAGUGGAAACCGGCUUAGAGUACACAACGUUGUCUUUCCAAAUUAAGAUUCAUGUAAUACAAAUGUCAGACCUACAGUAUGUUAGGCAUAGAUAUAUUUGUGCAGUCAAUUUUCUAAAUGUGGACCCUUGCACAGCAUACUGUAUUAGCAUGCAUUCCACUGCAUUUCAUAGAUUCAAGACUGGGGAUUACAACUUGUACAGAUGUUGAUAUGGGAAGACGAAGUAAAACGGGAAGUCCAUCAUUUUUAUGUCUGGCAUUCCUUCGCGAGAUGAUAUUCUGUAACUGUACAGUUUAACUGAGGUGGUUCUUUUGCCCACUCAUCAAUAAAGACUCUACUUUUGAUGCAUUCUGA
Etheostoma cragini (Arkansas darter) is the source of this 4145-nucleotide messenger RNA. Its product is annotated as probable G-protein coupled receptor 173. Bases 1176 to 2393 code for a protein of 405 amino acids. Gene Ontology annotation, cellular component: plasma membrane. Gene Ontology annotation, molecular function: G protein-coupled receptor activity. NCBI's taxonomy places the organism in Eukaryota, Metazoa, Chordata, Actinopteri, Perciformes, Percidae. The record is from RefSeq and is a predicted model, not a curated record. The transcript has 2 exons. Gene Ontology annotation, biological process: G protein-coupled receptor signaling pathway.